This is a messenger RNA of Magallana angulata, 4676 nucleotides long. RefSeq lists its product as uncharacterized. Lineage: Eukaryota; Metazoa; Mollusca; Bivalvia; Ostreida; Ostreidae. The record is from RefSeq and is a predicted model, not a curated record. The transcript has a single exon. The coding region runs from base 1530 to 4097 and encodes 855 amino acids.
GUAAACACAACACAAAAUAAACGUUAGAAGUCUUUAUUUUAAAAGGUGGGAAGCCAAAAGAUGUUGAAUAUUUCUUAAAAUAGCAUGUCGCCAAAGCGGUAUCUUAUAUUUGCACAUUUAUAAAAAAUGCUAUUUAUUUCAAAAUCUCAUUAAAACAACACCAAAUCACGAUACACAUGUAUAUGACUGUUUUUAAAAUGCGAUAGGCCACGAUAAAGAUUUAUUCUAUUUUUUUCGUAACUCUGCCUGAUGUCGUCAAAAAGUGCGUAAGCUACGUUGUCCACUAAUGAUAUGUCAUUUCUAAUGUUUAAUAACCUUUAUUUUCAGUGUUAUUAUAAAAAAAAAUCUCAUUUUAUAUUGGUCAAUGAUAUAAUAUACAUACCGAUGUUAUCUGGAUACAAAAUAUCUUUUGCAGAUGUCUGCAAUCUGCGUUUUUGAUCCGUAGUUUUAAGCAUGUAAGCUACGUGAUGUUGAAAACGGUUAUUAAAGAAAAAGUAUUCGUUCAAACCCAUGUGCAUUUUUAAAAUACGUAGUGUGUUGACUAUUUCUAAACCAAACAUAAACACUCAUUUGAACAAAAACUGGUGAGUUUAGGUAUUAAUCGGCUAAUUGUAAUUUACGUUUUGUAAUCUUCGUUGCCAUACUAUUGGUAAUGCGAUAUAAAACCGUUAGCGAAGUAUUUUUUCGGAUUUUAUGUGAUGAUCGGUUUCGUUUUUGCAAUUUACAAUCAUCACCAAUUACUUCCUAUUACGUCACGUCCUUGAAGUUGUGUUGAAGGGAAAUUUCAAUGUCGAAAAAUUAUCAAUAACGCGCUCAUCCCCAUUGUGAGUUUUAAGGUAGGAAUUGUUUUAUUUUCUAUUAUAUUCAGAUUAAAAAUACGCCUUGUUACAUAUGACAACUGUUAAGUCUAUCAAAAUGGUAAAUAUAUUGUGUUUGAGACCAUAUACAAUAUGUGUCAUGUAUUCUGAAAAUGGUAAGCUACGUUCUGAAAAUGAUUUUAUUUCAAUGCCAUUAAAUAAUAACAAUUCAAGAUAAACAAUUUCUAUGAUUACUAUGAAUAUACUUUAAACUAAAUGUUCAAUUUGUUAUAGCAAACCCUUUGAUUUGUGCAAUAUUAUAGUUUACGGAACUACAUUUUGUCUUGAUCACGUAGCUUACUUAAGGUAUCAAAACAUAAAGACUGCAGAUAAAAUGGAAAGGGAAUAGUUUAUUUUAACUCAUAAUUAAGGUUGAAAAUAAGAUCCACAAUAAUGUGUUUAUCUCUCGCUUACUAUUUAGAUAAAUACCAAAUGUCUAUUGUCUAAACGAACCAAAGUAGAGAUGAUAACGUAAAUUACCAUUUUACAGAACGUAGCUUACUUUACAAAAUGAAGUGAUUUUUUGGUAUUUGAUGAUAAAAUUUUAGAUCAAUGUAGAGUUGCAUAAUAAGAUAAAUGAUUUUUGUAUUAUUUUUAUUCAAUUAUUCACAAAAAAACAAAAACAUUUUCAGUUUUGAUUGAUUGUGAAAGAUAUUUCUUAAUUUUUAGAUUAUGGGGAAAUCAAAAGCAGAAAUACAGAGGGCAUAUAGGGAAAGAAAGAAGUUACGGGAAGGGGAGGAUUAUUUUAGGAAAGAAAGGGCUCGUGUUAAAGGCUACUAUGUUCCCAUAGCAGAGCAAUCCAAAAAGAAGGCAAACGAUAGACGAAAGAAAGUUAGAGAGGCGGUUCGAAAGCACAGAGAAAACAAGAAGCUAAAACUUAACAUAGAAUCUCUUCAGGACCCAGAGGUAACGUCAACAACUGUGGCUUCAACCAAUUCUAUGAUUGUUAAACUUCCUGGUAUUGAUCAACGAAAUCGCACCAGACGUAGGAUAAGUCGAGCUACAGCAAAAUGCAGAAGGACAAUUGAAAAGCUUAAUGAGGAAAACAGAAACCUGAAUCGCAGAGUUAAGACAAUAUCUAAACGAUAUCAGCGCCUUUUGACCAAAACCAAAAAUGCUAAAACCGAAGAAUCGGUCAACUUGGCGACUGGAAAGCAAGUCCUGACACCCAGGAAACGGACCUCUACAGAGAUAAGGGAAGAGGGUUUGACGCCAAGAAAAAUGCCAAAAAACAUUCAGCGGAGGCUGCUUUUAGCAAAUGUUUUAACAGAUGAACUGAAAGGCGCAUGGAAAGAAAAUGGAAUCAAAGGAAAGCAGUUAAUUUCAAGGAUAGUCUCGGGAAAAUUGUUGAAGAAGUACAGAAUGAGAAAAUGUGUUGGCGGUAGCAUCACAAAACAAGUAUUUUGCACGAAAAGAAUCAACAGUUUACCAAAGAUUCAGAAAAAAGUACACGCAAGAGAAACCCUGCGUAGGAGAGUUAUUGAAUUCCUAGAAAGGGACGACAACAGUCGUAUGAUGCCAGGAAAGAACGACAAGAAGAAAGCUGAAAACGGACACGUGCAAAAACGAGUUUUGAAUGAUAGUAUGGCAUGCUUGCAUAUGAAAUUUGCAGCAGAAACAUCUGAAAAAAUAUCACUUGCCACAUUUUGUCGUUUAAGGCCUAAUUAUAUUUGUUUGACAAAAUUCAUUUCCAGAAAUACGUGUUUAUGCCAAAAACAUCAGAACAUGGCACUGGCUUUGAAGAACAUGAAAUCUGUGGGAGCUAAAGUCCCGUCAAGCCCUGACGAGUUUGCCAGACAAUUAAAGGAAAAUAACAUCAACGUUAAUGAAAUUUGUUCUGAGAUAAACGUUGAAAUGGUCAAGUAUGAACAGUGGAAGAAAGUUGAAAUGUCGGACGGGAAAAAGAGAACAAAGAUCAUAGAAAAAGAGAUAACAAAAGAAGAAUUCAUAUCUGCCAUACAGAUUCAAAUUGUUGAAUUCCAAGAACACGUUGCAAGGGUGAAACUCCAAUACAAAGCUCUGCACAAUCUAAAGGAGAAAUUACCUCAGGGACACGCCAUCGUCCAGAUGGAUUUUGCUGAAAAUUUUACUUGCACGUCUGCAGAUGAAGUACAGAGCGCAUACUGGAAUUCAUCUGCAGUUACUCUCCACCCAGUAGUUACUUACUACAGAGCAGAGGAUGGAACACUGACACACGAUAAUUAUGUUUUCGUGUCGGAUGAUUUAGCCCAUAAUUUUGGAACAGUGUUCGCAAUUCUAGAUCAGCUGAUGCCAAAGAUGAAAAUGAAAGUCCCACUGCUGAAAACUGUUCAUUACUGGACAGACAGCCCUAGUUCUCAGUAUCGAAAUAAGAGUUCCUUUUACAUCGUUUCUGACCACGAAAAUGUGUUUGGAGUAAAUGCUGUCUGGAACUUCUUCGAAUCAGGGCACGGCAAAGGUCCGUGCGACGGCAUUGGCGGAACAUCCAAGCGAACAGCUGAUCUUGCCAUUAAGCAGGGGAAAAUUACUGUCCAAGAUGCGUGUGAUUAUUUUGAUAAAGUACAGCAAUACCACACCAGUGCCGAAUAUGUAUUUGUAAAGUCAGAAGAUUGCACAACUAAGCGCGAAUCAUUGACAGAAAUUAACCGCAACCUGCAGCCAGUGAAAGGAACAAUGCAAAUCCAUUGUGUGAUUGGAGUGGAGAAAGGCAUAAUAGCGACAUCAACAACUUCUUGUUACUGUUCCGACUGCCUUGAGGCAAAGUACCACAAUACGUCAGAAGCUUGUUUGUUAAAAAAGUCAAUUCAAAGAAAUAUAGCAUGUGAUUCAGUUGAGAAUGAAACUGCAAAUGAAACUGAGCCCGAACAUUUAGACGGAGGAAAUGUUUUGACAACAGAAGACAACAUUGUUGAUGAGAGUGGAUUGGGAAAUCGGUCUUUGACGCUUGAAUUGAAGGUUGGCAAUUACGUUGCCGCUUUCUACGAUAAGGACUGGUUUAUCGGAAAGAUUCUUGAAAUUGACGAAGAAGAUGACGAACUUCUCAUUACCUUUUUGCAACCAUGUAAGAAAACAUUACCAGGAACGCGACCAUUAUACAAAUGGCCUGCCAAUCAUGAUGAGUUAUGGGUAAAGACAAAUGAAAUUUUGUGCAACAUCUCUGAACCUAGUAAGCAUGGCAGAAGUGGCAGAAGUUUUGAAAUAUCACAGGAAGAUUUUGAAACAGCCACAGAAAUUUUUGCGUUGAAAAUGAUGACAAAAUAGACUUUCUUGUGUGAAAUUUGCCGAUUGUAACGUAGAUUACUGAACAAAACAGAAAAACAAUCGUAUGAAUAUUACUACAUGUUAAUUGACAUAAAACGUAACAUCAUGUCUAAUUGUCAACGUGUACAUGUAUAUAUAUUUCGUGGCUGGUGUUUUCUUGGUUAAAAGUUUGAGACGUUAUUAUUGUCGAAAUGGAAUGUGUAAUUUACGUUAUGAAAUUCAUUUGUUAAAACAAGAAUGGAAAAUUAACAUUUUAAACAAAAUAAAUAUUUAUCUUCAAUACUUGAUUGAAAUAUUCCGCUGUUAAAGUAAUUUAAUAAAAAAAAACUUGUAUUUUUGUACUUGUAAUCUACGUUAUCUUUAAUGUAAUCUACGUGGUAAAGAUCAUGUUUGCCGUUUCUAUUUUAACUCAAGCGUCUGUAGCCUGACGUUUUAUGAGUGUUAUUUAAAAGGUUUUGAAUGAAUAUUUCAUUGCUUUAUUUUUCAGUUUGGCUGCAAUUUGAAAUUUUGUUAUUAUUUUGAAAUUGAACAAAAAAGCAAUUUUCAUCAUUAAAAUUUAAACUUGUACUUUGAGUCGUU